Molecule: messenger RNA, 1657 nt
Organism: Neocloeon triangulifer
Lineage: Eukaryota; Metazoa; Arthropoda; Insecta; Ephemeroptera; Baetidae
Product: mitochondrial 2-oxoglutarate/malate carrier protein
Exons: 5
Coding region: 103-1044 (313 amino acids)
Biological process (GO): malate transmembrane transport; phosphate ion transmembrane transport; thiosulfate transport
Molecular function (GO): oxaloacetate transmembrane transporter activity; antiporter activity; succinate transmembrane transporter activity
Source: RefSeq, a predicted model, not a curated record
UUACAACCACGCCCCCGUGACCUUCCUCCAACCUCGCUGCCGGAGAAACGGUGAUAACAAGCCUUUCUUUCAGUGUCCAGCCUCCAUCCUCGGUAAGUCAUCAUGGCAGCCCAACAAGAACCACCAAAAGUGAUGCCCAAGUACAUAAAAUUUGCUUUCGGAGGCCUGGCCGGGAUGGGGGCAACGUGUUUUGUGCAGCCCCUAGACUUGGUAAAAAACCGAAUGCAACUGAGUGGAGCUGGAGGGGCGGCCAAGGAGUACAAGACCAGUUUCCACGCGUUUCGAGGCAUUUUAAAAAAUGAAGGAAUUGUCGGGAUGUACUCGGGACUGUCGGCAGGGCUCCUGAGACAGGCAACCUACACAACCACAAGACUUGGAAUUUACACUUGGUUGUUUGAGAAUUUCUCAGGGGCUGAUGGAAAGCCUCCCGGCUUUUUCAUGAAGGCUGGCCUUGGUAUGGCUGCUGGAGUGUGCGGUGCUUUUGUGGGCACUCCUGCGGAGGUUGCUCUGAUUCGGAUGACUGCAGAUGGUCGACUGCCUCUUGCGGAAAGGAGAAACUACAAAAGUGUGUUUGAUGCCUUGUUCAGGAUAACACGGGAAGAAGGGUUGUUCACCCUCUGGAGAGGUGCCAUCCCCACAAUGGGCAGAGCCAUGGUCGUCAACGCUGCUCAGCUAGCUUCAUACUCACAAGCCAAGCAGUUCCUUCUAGAUACAGGGUACUUCCAGGACAACAUUUUGUGUCAUUUUGUCAGCAGUAUGAUUUCUGGCUUGGUAACAACAGCCGCGUCAAUGCCUGUUGACAUCGCCAAAACACGGAUACAAAAUAUGAAAAUGAUUGAUGGAAAGCCAGAGUAUAAAGGUGCAGCAGAUGUUUUGAUAAAGGUUGUGCGCAACGAAGGAUUAUUUGCUCUGUGGAAGGGCUUCACUCCAUACUACGCCAGACUGGGUCCUCACACGGUUCUCACAUUCAUCAUCUUAGAGAAGAUGAACACACUUUACAAGGAAAUGGUGCUCGGAGACUUCAGCGGCAAGAGCAGUCUGUAGGUUUCCGGUUCUCAAUCCGACUCUCUUAAAGUCGAACAGACUGAUUUUUGUCUGGACACAUCACAUUCAUCAGAGAAUUCACAAAAUGAGAAAUAACUUUGUUAAGGAUUCUAAUUCAUUAGCGUUAUCCUCUGUUAAAGCUUUCAUAUAGGCUGUAUUUUCAUGUCGAACUACAAAUAAGCUAGGAAGAUACGAUCAAAGCCAUCACGUUACUUGAUAUUCUGUUCAACCUAUUUUUUAGAAAAUGCUACUGUUUUUUUUAGUGUCAGUGCACACAAAUUCAAAGAGAGUAAACUGCUUUUCUGAUGACCAAAUUUUAGGCUUAUAUAUUGGAGUAUUUAGCAUUUUAAAAGUCUUAAAAAUUAUUUUAAAUACGGACCUAGUUUUACAUCAUGUGAUACUCUCUUAUUAUACUGGGCUGAUUGGGCAUAAAUUGUUUUCGCCUUUAAAAAAAACCUAUUAUUUGAGUUCAGAAGCAUUAAAUAUCGUGCAAAUCGUUGUUGCCUGUUGUACAGAAAUGCUUGUUUUCUAGUUAUAAUUAUUGAAGUGUUCCAAAUUGUGGUUUUAGAUAAGAAAUAAAAAUUUGAUGCAAGAAUUUUACAUCAAUGUGUCU